Molecule: messenger RNA, 931 nt
Organism: Malaya genurostris
Lineage: Eukaryota; Metazoa; Arthropoda; Insecta; Diptera; Culicidae
Product: probable prefoldin subunit 5
Exons: 4
Coding region: 217-711 (164 amino acids)
Biological process (GO): protein folding; regulation of DNA-templated transcription
Cellular component (GO): cytoplasm; prefoldin complex
Source: RefSeq, a predicted model, not a curated record
GCAGCAAUUGUCAAAUUGACGUCGAAAGCAGCAUUUUUAUAAAAAGAAUAACGAAACUUUUCUUCAACAUUCUCUUUCUUCUCUGUACGCUGAUGGUAUUUCGGAAAGCAUAAAUAGACCCAUAUCCGGAAAAUAAUAUAUCCCCUGUGCGGCACAUCCAAAGAGUUUGUAUAUUUUCGUGUGAUAUUGUACCUGUUCCGAAAGGCACGCAGCGACAUGUCCGCAAUAUCUGCCACCGAGAAGCCGCAGAUGCAGCAGAUCGAUUUGAAUACUCUUAACCUGCAGCAAUUGACACAGUUAAAAAAUCAACUCGAUCAGGAAUUGACACUGUUCCAAGAAUCGCUGCAGACACUCAAAAUGGCUCGAGUGAAAUAUUCUGGUUCGAAGGAAGCACUGGAACAGUUCAAACCAGACUGGAACGAAAAACAGAUUUUAGUGCCCCUGACAGGGAGUAUGUAUGUCCCAGGCACAAUCAAAGAUGCGAACAAUGUGAUCAUUGAUAUCGGGACAGGAUAUUAUGUAGAAAAUGAUUUGGAAAGUGCGAAAGAUCUCUUCAAACGACGAGUGGACUUCGUUCAGAAGCAAAUGGAAAAAAUUGAGGUUCUAGGCAUGGAAAAAUCUAAAAUUAGAGAUGCAAUUCGUGAAGUGAUGGAAAUUAAACUGCUCCAGCUUGAGAAAGAAUUGCAGAAACAACGGGAGGGAACGGAAUGAACUAGUUCUACAUGCUAUGAUUCCGUGCAACUUAACACGCAACAGUUAACUGUAUUUGGCUCCUAAUCUAUUCGAUCAUACGGAAUUAAGCUUCAGAAUGCAUUCUCCAAAAACGUUGGUGAAAGACAGCCGAUGGUCCUUUUAUCCCAUUCACAUUUCGUCAUUUCCCGUCUGAAAAUACACUGAGCAUUUAUUAAUACGAAUAACAAAAAAAAACAAU